This is a messenger RNA of Molossus molossus (Pallas's mastiff bat), 1542 nucleotides long. RefSeq names its product MAX dimerization protein MLX (gene MLX). Bases 82 to 816 code for a protein of 244 amino acids. Lineage: Eukaryota; Metazoa; Chordata; Mammalia; Chiroptera; Molossidae. Gene Ontology annotation, biological process: regulation of transcription by RNA polymerase II. The record is from RefSeq and is a predicted model, not a curated record. The transcript is spliced from 8 exons. Gene Ontology annotation, molecular function: DNA-binding transcription factor activity, RNA polymerase II-specific; protein dimerization activity; RNA polymerase II cis-regulatory region sequence-specific DNA binding. Gene Ontology annotation, cellular component: nucleus.
UUGGGUCACGUGAGCGUGCUUCGCUUUUCUUCGCUGCGAGGCGCCCGGCCGCUGGCUGGUUUCCGGUGCGGUGGGUCAGAGAUGACGGAACCCGGCGCCUCUCCGGAGGACCCCUGGGUCAAGGUGGAGUAUGCCUACAGCGACAACAGCCUGGACCCCGGGCUUUUUGUAGAAAGCACUCGAAAGGGGAGUGUAGUAUCCAGAGCUAAUAGCAUCGGUUCCACCAGUGCCUCUUCUGUCCCCAACACAGAUGAUGAGGACAGUGAUCACCACCAGGAGUCCUACAAGGAAUCCUACAAGGACCGGCGGCGGCGUGCACACACUCAGGCGGAACAGAAGAGGAGGGAUGCUAUCAAGAGAGGCUAUGACGACCUUCAGACCAUCGUCCCCACCUGCCAGCAGCAGGACUUCUCCAUUGGCUCCCAAAAGCUCAGCAAAGCCAUCGUUCUACAGAAGACUAUUGACUACAUCCAGUUUUUGCACAAGGAGAAGAAAAAGCAGGAGGAGGAAGUGUCCACCCUACGCAAGGACGUCAUGGCCCUAAAGAUCAUGAAAGUGAACUAUGAGCAGAUUGUGAAAGCACACCAAGACAACCCCCAUGAAGGGGAGGACCAGGUCUCUGACCAGGUCAAGUUCAACCUGUUUCAAGGCAUCAUGGACUCCCUGUUCCAGUCCUUCAAUGCCUCCAUUUCCAUGGCCAGUUUUCAGGAGCUGUCAGCCUGUGUCUUCAGCUGGAUUGAGGAGCACUGUAAGCCUCAGACCCUACAGGAGAUCGUGAUUGGUGUCCUGCACCAGCUGAAGAACCAGCUUUACUGACCAGCCAAAUAUAGCCAAUAAGAGGCCUUGAAUCUCCUACUUGGCCACAACCACUGGGCUUAUGAGAUUGGACUGCGACACAUGUACCAGUCAGCUGGUUUCUCCAUGUUUGGUCCCCUAGCUCCCCUCAUCCUCAGUGGCUGGGGUGUUUGUGAAAGCUUCUGAUUAAUUUAUUAUAUUGACCAUAGAGCUCAAACCUACCCAGUAUUCCCCCCAUAGAAGUCCUCAAAUGAAGAUCUGCUCUGGGCACCACCACCCCCCUUUCCUAAGCCUCAUAUUUCAGAUUUUGGCACAUGAUCUACAAAUAUUUAGAAAUUACUGUUAGCCUGUUUUGAUGUCUCUGGUGAAAACUGGCCCAAGUUUGGCCAUUUCGGCAGUAGUUAGGAAAAAAGCAUUACGAGAACAUACUUUAACAACUACGAAGGGUGAAAGGCCACUCAUGCCUAGGCUAGAGCUGCCUGCUCAGCCCAGGUAUAGCCACGGCUUUCUGGCCAGCUCAGGAUAGGGCUGCUAGGUUCCUGCUCAUGCUGUUUACUCCAUCACCUCUUUCUCCUCUGCUCUGGACAGCAGAGAGAAGCAACCUUCCCUCCUACUUCUGCCCUCUCUGUCCCCACAGGCAUUGGCACUGCACAGUGAAGUCAAAUGUGACACAGCACCACAUAUUAAACAUUUUUAUUUUUUUAAAUACCAACAAAGCAAUUUUGCUCAAGUUACAAUUUGAGAAAA